GCAGCAGUGAAAUCAUCGCUACCUACCUCAGUGAGUAAAAUACGUCCAGGGAAGGAGGUUGUAGCAGAGAAAACAUGGCUGCGUCUCAAGGAUUCUCAACAUUAUGCGAAAAUUCGAAUGAAGUGUUUCUAGACGUCGCGAAAUUGUUGAUCACCUAUGCCGACAACAUUCUUAGGUAAUAAUGUCAGUGUGCUUGAAUGUAAGUGAAAAACAUAGCCUAGCUAACUUUGCUGGUUAGCUUAUAAUGCUAGCCUCCUUACUAACCAUCUAGAUUAUUUAGCUCAUAGCUAGACAUUAUGCAGUGUCAUCUUGUUGAAAAGAAAAUGGAAAUACGAGGCGACUACAAACUACUGAAACCGUCACGCGCAAAGCUAUCAUCCGCUUGAGGCGCGAGCGCUUGUUACAUCGUAAUGACAUUUAUUUGCCUCUUGGAAACGAUUGGAACAAAUGUAGCUACUUAUCUCUAGCUCAACUUUCUCUCAUGCAGCUGCUGAGAAACGUAUGAAAAUUGCUACAAGGAACUCAAAAUACCUGCCAGAUCUUCACAUACCGACAUAACAUACAGUGCCUUGCAACAGUAUUCAGACCCCUUGCCUGUUGGAUUAUAUCACAUUUUAUUCUUAUAAAGUGGAAUAAAAAUUGCAAUAUGAUUUGUCAACAAUCUACACAAUACUCGUGUCUAAGUGGAUAAAAAAUCUACAUUUUUUUUUUUGGGGGGGGGGUGGGGUGGGGGGGGGGGUGAAUAAAAAUCUAAUAACAAAAAUAUAGUCGUUGUACUAGUAUUCAGCUCCCUGAGUGAAUACAUGUUAGAAUCCUUUGGCAUCGAUUACAGCUGUCUUCUUGGGUAAGUUAGCUGCAAAAUGCAGAAGUCGCUCUGCCAUUUCCUUGUUGCUAAAAUUGUAAUAGUUCGCCUAAUUUCAGUUUGUGACAACAAUGUAUAGUGUAGAUAAUCAUUGUACCAUCUAAGCCGCUGUGAAAUAUCUUUGCAAUAACCAAAAAAUAUUGUAUUUUCUGCUUUAUUUAAGCUAGUGUACAAAACCGAAAGUAACACGCAAAAAUUACAUUUAAGCACGGGAAGCAUAGAAAUAGGGCUUCUUAGAGUUGCUUUCAAUGAGUGACAGAUCUAUAACUCACAUUUCUAUGUAAAUUUGGUCGUCCUCCAAAAAGUUACAUAUUGCAGCUUUAAAAUUAUGGGAGUUGUCUGAGUCCUUUUUGGGUAAAUCUCUAAUCGCUUUGCACACCUGGAUUGUGCAAUAUUUGCCCAUUUAUUCUUUUCAAAAUUCUUCACCUCUGUCAAGCUGUUGGGGAAUCAUGGCUAGACAGCAAUUGUCAUGUGUUGCCAUAGAUUUUAAAGCCAAUUUAUGUCAAAACUGUAACUUGGCCACUCCGGAACAUUCACUGUCUUCUUGGUAAGCAACUCCAGUGUAGAUUUGGCCUUGUAUUGUAGGUUAUUGUCCUGCUGAAAGGUGAAUUCCUCUGCCAGUGUCUGGUGUAAAGCAGACUGACUGAAGCAGGUUUUCCUCUAGCAUUAUGCCUGUGGCUAGAUCCAUCCCUUUUCUUUUUAUCCUGAAAAACUCCCCAGUAUUUGCCGAUGUCAAGCAUACCCAUACCAUGAUGCAGCCACCACCAUGCAUGAAAAUAAGGAGGCAGUUACUCAAUGAUUUGUUGGAUUUGCCCCAAAUAUAAGGCUUUGCAUUUAGGCCAAAUAGUGUAUUCCUUUGCUGUGUUUUUUCUCCCUCUCAGUAUUACUUUAGUGCCUUGUUGCAUACAAGAUGCAUGUUUAGGAAUAUUUUUGUAUAUAUAUAUUUUUUUCACACUGUCAUUUAGGUCAUUAUUGAGAGACACUACAAUGUUGUUGUUCCAUCCUCAAGAAUGGCCUCAUGGUAACAUCGCUGAGCAGUUUCAUUCCUGUCCUGCAGCUCAGUUCAGAAGGACUACUAUCUUUGUGUCUGGGUGGUUUAAUACAUAAUCCAAUGCGUAAUUAUUAACUUGACCAUGCUUAAAGAGAGAUUCAAUGUCUGAUUUGUUAUUGUUACCCAUCUACCAAUCACUGCCCUUCUUUUACGAGGCUUUCGAAAAGCUCCUUGGUCUUUGUAGUUAAAUCUGUGCUUGAAAUUCAAUACUUGACUGAGGGACCUUACAGAUGUUGUAUGUAUGGGGGACAGAGGAAGGGUUAGUCAUUCAAAAAUAAUGUCAGCCUGUAUUAUUUCACACUGUUGUAGUCCAUGUAAUUUAUUAUGUGAUUUGUUAAGCCAAAUUGUAUUCCUUAACUAAUUUAGGCUUGCCUAAACAAAAGGGAUGAAUACUUAUGCAACGAUUAUUUUAAUUAUUAAUUUUGUAUUUAAAUGACAAUUAAAUCUAUUUUAAACCCACUUUGCAACACAAUAAAAGUUAAGAAAUCCAAGGAGUCUGAAUACUUUUGCAAGGCAUCCAAUGCAUAUUCACUACCUAAGAUAUUUGUGAAUGUCCUUACAGGAAUCCCAAUGAAGGCAAAUACAGGUCUAUUCGAAUAGGGAACCCUACAUUUUCCACCAAACUCCUGCCUAUCAGAGGGGCAGUGGAGUGCCUCUUUGAGAUGGGCUUUGAGGAGGUAGGCUACUGUUGUCGUCAUCCUUAUUCUAAAAACACACUGAUUGAAUGUCAUUGAAAUGUCAAGAAAGAUGUAUGCAUGACUACCUUUGAAAAGUUCAACAUAAGUGAACAUGCCAGAAGCCUAGAUGCAUGUCUUUUGGGAUGUAUUUUUAUCUGGAUGUCUCCCUCUCUCCUCAGGCUGAAACUCACCUGGUGUUCCCCAAGUCUGCCUCUGUGGACCAACUGAGGAGAAUCCGGGAGUCCAUCGCUGCAGAAAGGGAUCAGAGACUGGGUGUGGGGCAGCCCCAACAGUCUCCUGUGACAGCGAGUGCCCCAGCCCUAACCUCAGCCCCAGCCCAUGGUCCACCUGUUACUGCCAGCCUGCCAGCUAGACAAACCCCUGCACAAGCACCUUCCUUGGUAAAGCUUCAGUCUUGUGUUUAGGAUAAUUUCUCUCUGAUACACUCUACUUUUCUUUGUCAGUAAACAAUUGCAUCCCUUAAAUUUAACUCUCUCCCCUCUUCUCUCAUCUCUCUCUCUCCCUCCUCUCUCACCCCUCCUCUCUCACCCCCUCCUCCCUCCCUCCCUCCCUCUGUUUCUGUUCACCAGGAAAGCAGUAUGAUCUUCCUGACCACCCUUCAGUCUAACUUCCAGCAUGUGAUGGAGUAUGAGAACUCAGAGCUACAGCAGAAAGCUCUAGACGUUAUACCACACCAGCAGCUGACCACUGCAGUCAAGGAGAAACUACAGCAGAGCAAGCAGGCUGAUCCAGGUAACACCAACCCCGUAGUUCAGAGUUCCUAUUCAGGUUUAACCUCAUUCCCAGUCUCAAUUGCUACUGUCGGCUGGCAGAUGAGAUGAAUUCAGGCUAAACCAGUUCUACUGUGCUUUAUAAACGCUGGGUGGAUUGCAACGAAGACGCGGAACUUCACAUGGAGCACCGUGUUGGCGGAGUGUUUCUUAAAACGAUACUAACGGGAGAUUACAUGCACCUGCGUGCUAAAAUAAGCUUGAUUGCAAUGGAAAAACUCACAACAAUAAACCGGUGAUUUAGCUGAUCUUACGUUGAUACCAGACAGCUGCAACUGUCCUUGUCUAGGUUCUCUAUUCCCACCCCCAAUGAAAUAACGACUUCUCAGGAGGAUCAGAAGCCGUAAGGCUGAUGAAUGUAAAAUACUUAUUCGAAGAAUAUAAGUGCCUAUACUUCAUUCAAAAGUUUAAUCUUAAAUGGCAAAAUAAUAUGUGUACCAUUUGAAGUAAUGUUAUUAGACUACAUUUUAAUUUGAUAAAAAAUUAUAGAUUAUAUAACUAAUCUCGAUUGAGUUGAUUUAGUUACGUAUUUAAAACAUUGACCAUGCAGAUAUUUCCCCCCGGUCUUGAUAAGAAAUGACUAUACUUUUUAAAGACAAAUUGUAAUUAAUGGAUUACAUUAAAUUGUAAAUGAAAAAUGUAUGAGGCUGGGUAAAUUACCACAGACAUCCGCUUUAGGGAAUGGUAAAUCGGUGGCCAAUGAUGGUUGCAAUUGAGAUCAGCCGUGCGGGUAAUUUUAGCGCGUAUUGAUGGUUUAACGAGACAUUACCUUGUUUUUGUUGCAAUAGGCCUAAUAAUAAUUAUUAAAACAACAACAACAAGAACACCGUUGCUACCUCACUCCACAGCGAAGGUGCAUGAAUAAAGGAGCAAACUCUUCAGAGCUUGUAAUCAAACAGUUCAGAUGUUGAUUGUAUUUCUGGAUGUCCAUGAACUUUAAAGACGUUUAUCCUUGCUUUGACCGUAUUCCUGUCUCUCUCCGGUCUUCAGAUUGCAACCUGAGUGAAGAGGACCUACUGGUGCUGGCGCUGCUCCGCUGGUUUAAAGAGGAGUUCUUCUCCUGGGUGGACUACCUGCCUUGCAGCCACUGUGGGGGUCCAACCCAGUCCUCAGGCCCACUGGCCCCAUCUACAGAGGACCUUCGCUGGGGAGCCCAGAGGGUAGAGAACCAUCACUGUCAGGCCUGUAACCACUCUACCAGGUUCCCCAGGUGGGUUCAAUGAGUCAGUGUUUUCCCAAUCAUUAUAUAUCACAACUGUUUCAAAGAUAAGCUGGAACGUGGUCCUACGAGGCCUUUUGGUAGGAGCGUGGUGCUAACAAUGCCAAGGUCGUGGGUUCAAUUCCUGCAGGGAUUAUACUUAAAAAGGGAUGCACUCACUACUGUAAGUCACAUUGGAUAAAAAUAUAUGCUAAGGGACAUAUUAAGACAUCACUCUCCUCUGUAUGCAGGUACAACAACCCUGAGAAGCUGCUGGAGACCAGGAGAGGGCGCUGUGGGGAGUGGGCCAACUGUUUCACCCUGUGCUGCAGAGCCCUGGGCCUGGAGGCCAGGUAUAUCUGGGACAGCACAGGUACUGUAACACUCUAUUCAUUCAUGUUAAAGCACAGAUACUGUUACUGGAGGCUCUACUAAUUAAGACCGGUUCAGGAGGGGUUCUCUCAACAUGUUCCUGUUGUUCUGUGUUAAAGUAUGACCGCUUUCCCAUUCUCUGCACUUAUCUCUGGAGAGGUUUAUUGACGACAUGCAGGAAUUUGCUCCAUGGCUGUUUAUCCUAUUCUAUUCUCAACUAUUUCUAACUGACCAUAACUGUGCAUCUCCGCAAAUACUGUAUGGCAGAUAUGUCAUUAAUAUGUUUGCCUGUACCUUGUCCUGUCCCAGACCACGUGUGGACAGAGGUGUACUCUGCCUCUCAGCACCGCUGGCUGCACUGUGACUCCUGUGAGAACGCCUGUGACAAACCUUUGCUCUAUGAGAUCGGCUGGGGCAAGAAACUAGCCUACGUUCUGGCUUUCUCCAAGGACCAGGUGAGGAACACACUCGGUCUCACACAGAAUGUAGACUUUGUAGGUGCCAGAGAGAGUAGUUGGCGUUUCCCACUGAAAAUGCCUUGUUCAACCAUCUUGACCACUGCUACCACUUGUGGCUAAACACAAAGCAAUAGUGAGCAUUCACUUAGGCCCAAUCUGUUAACGUAUGAAGAGAUGCUUGACCUAAUCUCUUCACGCGUGCUUAGCUUGAUUAUACACACUUCAGAAUCAAAUGAGUCAAUAAGUCUCUAGCUGUGGCUUGUAGAGUUUUCAGGAUGUUAGGAGUGUGUUGUGCUGCAGGUGGUGGAUGUGACCUGGAGGUAUUCCUGUAAGCACCCAGAGGUCCUGUCCAGACGGACCAAGGUCCAGGAGCCCUGGCUGCUACACACCAUCAACGGGCUCAAUGCUGUGGUAGGUUCACCUCAGAAUUCCACCACUUUUUAACCUCAUAUAUUCAGCACCAAACCAGUGUCUACAUAUGUGUAAACAGGUAUAAUGCUUCACUUGUUAUGAGCAUAUACAGUACCAGUCCAAAGUUUGGACACACCUACUUAUUCAAGGGUUUUUAUUUAUUUUUAGUAUGAGGGGUUGGAGAGAGGGCAGAGAGUCUGACAUGGUCUCUCCACACACUGUCUCUGUCUAUGAUGGGGGAUUCAGCCAGGGAUUGGCCCUCUACUUCCGUUGGAACAGCUUGAGAAGAGGGAGCUCAUACUCUUGACUCUUUGGGGUCAGAUUGGAACUGCUUUUCCGACCAGCUCUAGAGAUUCCUGAGGGUCUGUAGCCUAUACGUGACGGCCAUGAGAAGUGCUUUUUCGGUUACAUGGAUGUUAAUCAGAUGAUUAUAAAUGUGUGUUAUUUUUUCUCAGUUAAAGCGCUUGAUUGGCCGUUUAAACUCAUUGUUUUUUUAUUUUAAGUCAACCAUUUUGGUUGUAAUUACGCCUGUCUAGUAAAAAAAUCCAAUCAUAAUAGACAGUUUCAGCCUUAAUUAUGAUUUGCCUGUGGUUCUGAGGCACAUGAAAAGGCCCGUAAUUGAGGAAAGGGAGGAGGGAGGGAAUAAUAGUGAAGACAUCAAAACUAUGAAAUAACGUAUAUGGAAUCAUGUAGUUACCAAAAAAGUGUUAAACAAAUCAAAAUAUAUUUUAGAUUCUUCAAAGUAGCCACCCUUUGCCUUGAUGACAGCUUUGCACACUCUUGGCAUUCUCUCAACCAGAUUCACCUGGAAUGCUUUUCUAACAGUCUUGAAGGAGUUCCCACAUAUGCUGAGCACUUGCUGGCUGCUUUUCCUAAACUCUGCGGUCCAACUCAUCCCAAACCAUCUCAAUUGGGUUGAGGUCAGGUGAUUGUGGAGGCCAGGUCAUCUGAUGCAUCACUCCAUCACUCUCCUUAUUGGCCAAAUAGCCCUUACACAGCCUGGAAGUGUGUUUUGGGUCAUUGUCCUGUUGAAAAACAAAUGAUAGUCCCACUAAGCGCAAACCAGAUGGGAUGGCGUAUCGCUGCAGAAUGCUGUGGUAGCCAUGCUGGUUAAGUGUGCCUUGAAUUCUAAAUAAAUCACAGACAGUGUCACCAGCAAAGCACCAUCACACCACCUCCUCCAUGCUACACGGUGGGAACCACACAUGCGGAGAUCAUCCGUUCACCUACUCUGCGUCUCACAAGGACAUGGCGGUUGGAACCAAAAAUCUUCAAUUUGGACAGAUUUCCACCGGUCUAAUGUCCAUUGCUCGUGUUUCUUGGCCCAAGCAAGUCUCUUCUUCUUAAUGGUGAACUUUAGUAGUGGUUUCUUUGCAGCAAUUCAACCAUGAAGGCCUGAUUUCACGCAGUUUCCUCUGAACAGUUGAUGUUGAGAUGUGUCUGUUACUUGAACUCUGUGAAGCAUUUAUUUGGGCUGCAAUCAGAGGUGUAGUUACUCUAAUGAACUUAUCAUUUACAUUUAAGUAAUUUAGCGACUUACAAAUUGGUGCAUUCAACUUAGGAUAGCCAGUGGGACAACCACCCUUUUUUUUAUGGGUGUGUGGGGGAGGGGGGGUAGAAGGAUUACUGUUAUACUAUUCCAGGUAUUCCUUAAAGAGGUAGGGUUUCAAGUGUCUCCGGAAGGUGGUCAGUGACUCCGCUGUCCUGGCGUCGUGGGGGAGCUUGUUCCACCAUUGGGGUGCCAGAGCAGCGAAUAGCUUUGACUGGGCUGAGCGGGAACUGCGCUUCCGUAGAGGUAGGGGGGCUAACAGGCCAGAGGUGGAUGAACGUAGUGCGGUCCUCAUGAGAGCCAGUUUCAUCAUAGCGCUUGAUGGUUUUUGCAACUGCACUUGAAGAAACUUUAAAAGUUCUUGAAAUUUUCCGGAUUUAAUAACCUUCAUGUCUUUAAAGUAAUGAUGGACUGUCGUUUCUCUUUGCUUAUUUGAGGUGUUCUUGCCAAAAUAUGGACUUGAUCUUUUACCAAAUAGGGCUAUCUUCUGUAUACCCCCCCCCCCCCCACACCUUGUCACAACACAACUAAUUGGCUCAAACGCAUAAAAAAAGGAAAGAAAUUCCACAAAUGUCUUUUAAGAAGCACACCUGUUAAUUGAAAUGCAUUUCUGGUGACUACCUCAUGAAGCUGGCUGAGAGAAUGGCAAGAGUGUGCAAAGCUGUCAUCGAGGCAAAGGGUGGCUACUUUGAAGAAUCUCAAAUAUAAAAAAAAUUUAACACGUUUUUGGUUAGUACAUGAUUCCAUAUGUGUUAUUUCAUAGUUUUGAUGUCUUGACUAUUAUUCUACAAUGUAGAAAAUAGUAAAAAUAAAGAAAGAAAACCCUUGAAUGAGUAGGUGUGUCCAAACCUUUGACUGGUACUGUAUGAUAUGCAAUUUGUGUAGAGACACCUCUCAUUUGGUGCGGUAGAUUGUAAACCUACAAGCAAUUUAAUUCAAAAGGAGGCUUAUUAAAUGUAUUUUUUAAACUAGAUUUUUUUUAGGCUUAAUGGCCCUGAAUUUGCCAGUCAGCUCAGGAGAUUAUGCAGCCCCUCACCCAUGCUGUUCUGGUAGCAGUCACACUACCCAGAGCCUGAUAACAUUCCUGUGUUUUAAUCUGUAGAGGGUAGCGCUCAGUCACCCAUUACUUUCCUGUAUUCAUUUCCAGAGGCAGCAGUCCCUGAGCUCUGAGAGGAAGAAGGAGCUGUUAGAGAUGCUUCUAGUGGAGCUGGUGGAGUUUAUAUCUCCUAAGACACCCAAACAGGGUGAUCUGGGGGGACGCAACUCUGGCUCCCUGGCCUGGAAGGCUGCCCGUGGGGAGACAGGACUAGGGACUACCCCAUCAGUGAGAUAUACAGCUGUGUUACUGAGUCAAACAACUGGUUACUUCCUUGCAUGUUUGUGGACCCACUGGGACCACUGAUAUGAAAAAUGUAUGCAUGCAUGACUGUAGUCGCUUUGACUGUAAUCGCUUUGGAUAAAAGUGUCUGCUAAAUUAUUAUUAUUAUUAUUAUUAACUUUAAUGGUCCUUUGAGUCGGAUAGGAACACUUGUCUUGGAAUUUGGGGACCAGUGGGGGCAACAGCUCUUUUAAAUGAAUGUGUUUGUGUUUCUCUCUCCCCCCCCCCAGGCUGCUGCAGCAGAGUUUGUGUUUGUUCCGACUGAGAAGGAGAAAAGUGGGAGAGUAUUCCAUCUGCGGUACAACUCCACCAAGGAUCACUACUGCAGGGUGUCCAAUGACAGUGAGGACAUUCAGGGCUGGGACAAGACUGUGUGGAGGAAAGAGUCUGUCCUCAGGAAGCUGGAGAAUGACUGGCAGAUGGUUAGUUUUCAUCCAUGAUAUGUCAUAAACGACAAGAUGCAACGCUCUUAUUGAUUCAAUGCAGUUCUUGUAUUGACACAUCAAUGGGAUACUUUGUUGCUUUUCUGUCAUUUUUCUAUUGGUCAGUCUUUGUGAUCGUUAAUUCAAGGGCAUGACUAUUUUGCAGAACCAAUAAUAAAGAAGUUGCCUUUAUCAAUAUAUCCAACCUUUGGAUAUGUUGCUUCUAUAGGAUGUGUGUAUCUCAACUGUAAAUGUUUCCAUAUUUAUGCUGUAUUUUUCCUGUCAGUAAAUGCGCUCUAUGCCCUGUCAGGUGUAUCUAGCUCGUACAGAGGGCUCAUCGUCAGGGAACAUCAGUUGGAAGUUGGACUGUGCUCCUGUAAGAAUGAAGAUAAAGACUGUCUCAGUCAGAGCAUGCAGCCAGACCUUUCACUCUGGAACCGUCCGCUGGAGUCUGCAGUCUGGACAGAACACCACAGAGUUCUCAGGAGGUUGAUGGAUGAUUGAUAGAUUUUUGUCAGAUAGAUUUUUGUCUGGUUUGUGUGACCCAUCCCUUUCAGGAUUAAGUUGGAAGCCUUUUUUCAAAUCGACUUAAAGUGCUAAUUGUAUACUGGUACUUAGUGAUUUGUAAAUGUAAAACGGAUAUAUUAUGAUUUGAUAAUCAGGUGUGACAGUGAACGACAUUGAUUUGCAUGUGCACUUAAAUUAUAUAUUUUUUCUUCCUUAUCCUGCAUAACAAUGGCUAAAUGUUUUGUCAUGUUUUUGAACACAGACGGGGAGAUGCAUUUGGUUGCGGGUCUUUCUGGAUCCUCUGAGUUGGUCGUGGAGGCGGAGCUAGCUGGAGGAGAGGGAGAGUCGUCAUGGCAACACUCCCAGCUGUUCCGGCGGAGUUUGAAUGAGCUUGAGGAAUCCUCGUUGGAAAUCCUCGUUGAGAUGGAAGAGGAGGACGCUUGAUGAUGGAGACACUGUGCAUUCGAUGGCGAUCGCGCUGAGCAAGGCGCUGCUAUGUUGGUUCGCUAAUCUUCAUCACGUAAUGAGUAGUUAUUUUGGGAUGCAACAUGAUGUAUAGAUCAGUGAUUCUGCUCAGUGCCUUGCUCAAGAUCAGGGGUGUCAAUCUCAUUCCAUGGAGGGCCAAGUGU
Molecule: messenger RNA, 10305 nt
Organism: Coregonus sp. 'balchen'
Lineage: Eukaryota; Metazoa; Chordata; Actinopteri; Salmoniformes; Salmonidae
Source: the annotation of a GenBank genome assembly